Funneliformis mosseae is the source of this 318-nucleotide messenger RNA. The record is from the annotation of a GenBank genome assembly. Lineage: Eukaryota; Fungi; Glomeromycota; Glomeromycetes; Glomerales; Glomeraceae.
GAGAAGACUACCGAAACCAAUGAUGAGAAUGAAGGUUCUGAAGAGGAAAUUCACUGUUGGUACUACUAUGCUAAAUGGUUUGAAAAAAGUGUUAAGAAUAUUAAAGAUAAUGAUAAGAGGGUUAAAAAUCAACAGGCUAGGACUCAAGUAUAUAAUGCAAUUUUAAAACAUCUUUCAAACAUUACAAGAGAAAAUUUACGUAAGAAGAUACAGAAGGCAAGAAAUAUUUUCAAAUUGUUUAGUAAAAUAGGGAUUAAAAAAGUCAAAAGGGUUCAAUUCUAUAAUGCAAAUAAUAUUUCAAAGCUUACAGGUACUUAA